GGAUGCAGUAGUGGCCACGGCUGGGGCUUCAUCGCUGCCGAUGUUGAGGAUCCGCCGCAAUGCAUCGCCAUGUGUAGGGAGAGGUUCCUGCGGGAGCUGUUGCCCAAGGAUGAGACAUUUGAGCGAGCGUGCGAGGCGCUGGGGGACAGGGGCGAGCAGCAGCAUCGGUCCUUUAGGGCCCUCUACUGCUGCGACUCUCAGCUCUGUGGCGUCGAUAACCUCGGCGAGCGUGGGAGAGACCCCAAUGUGAAUUGGUUCAUCAACGCCUGUCAGGAGAUCGGCUAUCACUCGAUAGUAGAUCCAGGUCCUCCAGACGUAGACUACGUUUGCGAUCCUGAGUCUACUCACGGAGGUGAUGUUCAUUGUCACAAGGCUCAGCCAGCAGAUAGAGCCGAGGAUGAAGCGUUCGAGAGUGUAUCCAGCACAUCUCAGGCAUCUACCUCAGAGGAUGCCACGUCGAAAAGGUCUACGGCUUCUGAGACUUCAACAUCAGCACCGGCGCAGAGCUCAAUGCCCGAUACAACAUAUUCCGCUAGUACCGAUCCCUCGUUAGUCACCACCUCGGAGCCUUCGAACAAGGAGCAAGACAAGAAGGAUGAAACCGGACUUCCCCUGGGCGUCAAGAUCACCAUAGCCAUCUUGUCUGUUGCCAUUCUAGCAGCUGUCAUUUUCCUUGUCAUAUGUCUCCUUCGGAGGAGAAAGUCUCGUCGAAACGACAUCCGCAGGCUCAUCAAGCAUCCAACAUCACCUCCCCCUGCAGACUCACCUACUCCCCUCGUCUCGCCGACUCUCUCUCACACCGACGCAGAUGGCGUGCCCCUGACACCGCCAGCGCGGCUUAGGGAGCGCAAGUUUCUCCCUCCGCUCAGCGAGCCAAGUCUAUCGCCGACCAGUAGCAGGCAUCGAGGAUUUCCUGCAUCCCCUCUCUGCUCGCCUACCAGUAGCAACUUGACGCCAAGGCAUGAGAGAACACCCAAGAUCUACAGUGCGGACCAAGUUCCUCCUGUCCCUAUGAUUGUCAUGACUGCGCCAGAAGGGGGGCAGAACGACGGCUCGACCAGUUUCAGCGGUGUCACUCCUCCAGCUUCUGUUCAAAAGAUGCCCGGUCAUGGAAAUGGCUCUCCACCACGACCUCCACGAUCUCGUGAGGGAUUGUUCAAGAUACUCGUCAGUCCAGGACCGCCGCCGACCAGGGCACUUCCAUCCACGCCUCCUAACCGACCAUCGACCCCUACCAAACCC
This is a messenger RNA of Fusarium vanettenii 77-13-4, 1242 nucleotides long. RefSeq lists its product as uncharacterized. The transcript is spliced from 3 exons. The record is from RefSeq and is a predicted model, not a curated record. The annotation marks the transcript as partial. NCBI's taxonomy places the organism in Eukaryota, Fungi, Ascomycota, Sordariomycetes, Hypocreales, Nectriaceae.